Homarus americanus (American lobster) is the source of this 3103-nucleotide messenger RNA. RefSeq lists its product as uncharacterized. The record is from RefSeq and is a predicted model, not a curated record. NCBI's taxonomy places the organism in Eukaryota, Metazoa, Arthropoda, Malacostraca, Decapoda, Nephropidae. Bases 243 to 1691 code for a protein of 482 amino acids. The transcript has 4 exons.
UAAACAAUACUCGGCCUGCUUAGCAACGUAGGUCGUCAGGCAGGAGCGUCUCAUAUAACUAUAACCUUAAAUUUUACAUGGAAUUUGGUCAUACUUACUGCAAGUUGUUAAUUUAAAUUUUUACUUACUGUCUUGUUACUCUCUUUGCAAUGAUAACAGCGUGAGAACAGCUUUGUGGUGAAAUUCUGUGCUGGAUUAGCUUAGAAACGCAUUUUUGUUGUGUCAACAAGUAUGAUUUCAUAAUGGUUAAGAGGUGUUGUUAUGGUCUGUGUGACACGGACAGUCGGUAUGAAGAUAGACUGAAGGGUGGUGUGUACUUUAUUCCCUUCCCCAAGAAAAGCAACAAAGAGAAAUGUUUAAAAUGGAUAAAGGCCUGCGGUCGACCACACUCACAGCUUAAUGUAGACAAAAUCAACAGGAGCACUUACAUUUGUUCAAAGCAUUUUAUUAAUGGUGGUCCUUCAGAUAGAUACCCUGAUCCCAUUCCAACUGAAAAUUCUCCAUCAAUCACCACAAAGCAGAAACUCCGAAGGAAAGGAAAACGCCUGAUUAAAAGUAACGAAAAAAUCCCAUCUGAGCAGCUGAAGGAUGAACCACAAAAUAUUAAAAGAACAAAAUGGCAGCCAUCACCAAUAUCUCUAUUGGACCCCUCCAUGGACACUGUUGUAUUGCAGAACCUUGAGAGAAACCCACAGAAAACAGAUGCCAUCCAGCUGAGAGAAGGUGCACUAGCAGGUAAAAGUGAAUGUAAUAAAUCACAGGAGAAUGUAACUGAGGAGAGUGGAGUCAGAAAGCAGCAACUCAGAGCACUCUCCUGUGAGUCUACUCUUCAAUUUCUCAAAGAUCCCACACAUGUCUUUAAUGGUGAAAAAGUUCAAUUUGUAAAAUGUUUAAGGGAAGCCGAUCAAAUUUUUGAUGGUUUAAAAAAGAAAGAAGUGUGGAGGCUAAUAUACGAUUUUGCCGUUAAGUAUAACAACAUUAUUCAUAAUCCUAUAUGUGAUUUUGAUGGAUUAGGUGACUCAUCAUGGUUUCAGAAAUUUAUCGAGAGACACCCCAAUGUGCCUAUAAAGAAAAAAAAUAAUUCAAGGGCAUCCCAGAAAGUAAAUUUGAACUCUAAUAAUGUUAAUACUCUUCAAGACACAGUGCCAGAUUUGAUACUUGCUGGCAGUGACCCAGUGACAAACUGCAACAUACAGAUGGACAAUAAUAAAAACUCAAAUUCUUCACCAAAGAGUUGCCUCAUAAAAAAGGACCACCCUCAUGUACCUGAAAGCAAAAAUAGUUCUUUUUGGUAUAAAUGGCUUCAUGAUGUAAUAGGAGAUAAUGUGAAAGAAGAUGACAGUGUUGUGUUGAAUAGUGAUGUGUCUCAGGGUGAGUGUAGUGGAAAUUAUGGAAGCAAUCAAAGUGGAGUUAAUGGAGAAACUGUUACUGUGAAGGAAGAAGAUUUUGUUGCCAUGGAAGAAAAUAGUGUAUUUGUAAAAGAAGAAGAUCUUUUAGGCAAAGGCAGUGAUAGUGCAAUUAUAAAAGAUAUUUCUGAAGAGGAAAAUAUUAUAUUUAUAAAAAAUGAAGAUAUUCAUAAAGAAGAAGAAAGUAUAUUUAUAAAAAAAGAGGAAGCUUUUGAAGAGGCUUACGAAGAUGCUCUCAUGAAUAUUGAAGGCCCUGUAUGUAGUAAAAAGAGGAAUUCUUUAUAAAGAAUAAAGAGAACUUAUUUUUACAGGAAGAAACCAACUAAUUUAUAAAGGGACAAGAGUAUGAACAUAUCAAGGAAAUGAUUGUAUGGGACUCAGAGAAAGUGCUACAGGGUAGUGCUUAUAAUGGAACAUAAGUGGGCAAAUGUGUUUCAAGGGAGAAGUUGGUUUGUUUCUUAAAAAAAAAAAAAAAAAUCAAGGAAAAGAGAAAAAUGUCAGUCAGGAAAAUAUUAAUUUUUUUCAAGAAAGAACUUCGUAAUAAAUGCGAUAGAAUAAUACCUACCUAACAGCUAUAGCAGUUGGUGUUGAUUCAUACAGUUGACCAAAACCUCCAUAUUUCAGAUUAAUAAGGGCUCUACCCUUACCAAACUAAGACAAGUUCCAAAUUAUGAUCAAUUGUAAGUCGAGAUGUAUUUUUAUAAAUAUUUUAUACGUAUUGGUACAGUUUAUAGAAUUAGUAUUAAGCAACAAAGAUUAUUUUUUGCAUUGAGAUUAGCUAGAUGAAUUUUGUUAAAUUUCAUUGUUUUUGUACAUAACCGUAUAUUAAUCUUUAAAAACAAUAAUGUAGUUUAGCCAAUAGGUUAGGUUUCUAGGUAUAUAAUGUAUAAAAUAUGGUACAGUAGACCCACAAUAUAGCAGGAGAUUGGGGCCAAGAAUUCAUCACACAUUACUGUAUCGUAUUGUUUUGUAUAGUAUUUUCAUCGGAAUUAUAAGGUAUGUGCAAGCAGUUCCAAAGGAUUCAGCAAAAAAAAUAUCUUAUGACAUCUUUUUCUCACUUCAUUCCUACCGGUAAGUCCCUUUCAUAACACAUUUUAACAAAUUAUAACUCACAUUGUGUCUAAACAACUGCCUUGGGAUGAUCUUGAACUGUAGGUGAAUUGCAUAGAUGCUGCUUGUCAAUGCUAGCAGAAGAUACACCAAUCCUGCCAUCUGGUGGGGCUGGGGAAAUGUUAGGUUUCUUCAGCUAGGUACAGUAAUCAAUUGUCUUCGUUUUAUAUUAAACCUUCAAAAACAUAUUCGAUUAAACUUACUAAAGAUAUUUAAUGUUUCUCUAAGAAAUUAUAUAUUAAAAACAUAUUUUAUGGUAUGUACUAUACCAGUGUUUAACAGUACAGUAGCUUACUGGUAUUACCAAGGAAACCCUCGGCUAUGAUCUUGGUUGUAAUUACAUAUUUUCUUGGUUGGAUUAAGAGGUUUUAAACAAGUUUAGUAUAUUUUAUUUAUAUCUAUUAAAGAAAAAAAAUCAAAUAGGUAGACAGAGCCAAAUGAGCUUGGGAUGGUAAUGUGAAUUAGUGUUCUCAAGAGACCUGUAAACACACUUUUGUUGUGAAAUUCUUCAGAUGAAUAAAAUGUUGCAAAUUAUUUCAUUAAAAUUUUUGUCCUUUUAUUUAUUUAAUAAUAAAUGUUAAACUGUU